UAUAUUCAGUUCGCUGUUUGUUUUUAUUGUGGAACCAUAUUAUUAUCUUGGAUGAGACAUAUAAAUAUAAUCAUGUGUGUCUUUUAAUUAAAUGAUCAAUUUUCUGAGCUGGUAUUAUAAUAAGGUGGGCUUUCAAUAGUCACGACUAUUUAGUGUAGUGUAAAACGAAGAAGUCACAACAACAAGAUGGGACGAAGAUCAAUUAAUACCACCAAGAGUGGGAAAUACAUGAACCCCACAGAUCAAGCGAGAAAGGAGGCUAGAAAGCAAGAGUUGAAGAAAAACAAGAAGCAGAGACAGUUGGUUAGGGCUGCUGUCUUAAAAGGCAAAGAUCCACAGCAACUCUUGGAGGAGUUGGAGAAGAUAGAUCAAAUGGAAUUUAAUGUGUCUCAGCCUUCACCACUGAAUGAGAAAGUUUUGAAAGAUAAAAGGAAAAAAUUGAGGGAAACUUUGGAUAGGGUUCUUGGUAUGUAUCACAAAGAUGAUCAAGAGAAAUGGUCGGAAUUGAAGAAGAGGCAGACUGAAUAUGAGCACAAGAGGGUUCAGCUGCUCACCUUCUAUGAAUCUGUCAAGUCUGCACAACAAGUUACAGUUGAUGAGAUUCCUUUGCCACAAAUCCCACAGCAAGCUCCAUCUUCGACGGGGUUGCAGAUCCCCUUACCAACGGAAAUAAAAAAGACGGAACAUACAAUUUACUCGAUUGCAACAGCUUUAAAACUGCAGGCUUUGGGUCAACCUAUGAGAGAUCCUCCAGGAUGUCCGCCCGGACCUCCUCCAGAUAUUAACAGUGACGGUGAACUUGAUGAUUCGGAUGAAGAGAUGGACGAGGCUAUAGUCCAUAGGGAUUCGGAGGAUGAAAUCGAUGAUGUUAUUAAACCGACGUCGGUGCAGCAGAAGAUGGUCGCAAUUUCUGGUCAAAACGUUGACGAUUUCAUGAAGGAGAUGGAAGAGGUUACGCAGAAGAAACCGGAGGAGGAUCGUCCUAAACCCAUAAUCGAAUCGCCAGCUCCUCCGGGAACGAGCGACCCAAUGCCAAUGAAACCACCGAUGAAUCCUCCAGGACCACCACCAGGUCUCUUCCCCAAUGUGGGAAUGAGGGUGCCACCGGGCCCACCUCCUGGUCGUCCUCUACUACCUCCAGGACCUCCUCCUGGCCUUCCACCUCGUCUACCGCAACUCAGGAUGGGUGGACCGCCUCGCCUUCUGCGAUUACCUGGUCCACCUCCCAGUAUGCCGCCACCUUCACAAGGCCUCGGAAUACCUAAUCCCAAUGUGCUAUCUGCUGCUCCUCAGCUGAUACAAAGAGAGCACGGAGCGGCCAAACAGAGUGCAACGAUAUCUGCGAAACCGCAGAUCAGGAAUUUAAGCGCGGACGUUACCCGCUUCGUGCCAUCAACAUUGCGCGUAAAACGCGAAGACAAGAAACCUAAAAGCUCUAGGGCUUUGGUACAUGAACUCAAACAGAAAGAGAUACUUAUGACGCAAAACCAACACUACGGUAAACCGACGAAAGACGAUGCUUACAUGCAGUUCAUGAAAGAGAUGCAGCAGUUGAUGUAAUAUAUAUAAAAUAAAACGUUUUGGUUUU
Molecule: messenger RNA, 1588 nt
Organism: Nicrophorus vespilloides
Lineage: Eukaryota; Metazoa; Arthropoda; Insecta; Coleoptera; Silphidae
Product: WW domain-binding protein 11
Exons: 4
Coding region: 187-1560 (457 amino acids)
Biological process (GO): mRNA cis splicing, via spliceosome
Cellular component (GO): spliceosomal complex
Source: RefSeq, a predicted model, not a curated record